AUGUAUAUAAAACUUUUGUUAUAUUUAUUACUUCUAACUAAUCUAUCUUAUUCUCUAAAUGAUGACAAUGGAGAAGAUCCUCAAAUUGAUACAUGUUUUUUGUUAUCUUCAAAAACAAGUAAAAUAACAUUUGAACCAAUAAUAGUUGAAUCGAAGUUAAAAAAUUAUAUAUUUUAUUUAAUAAUACAAAAAAAUUCAACAGGAGAGGUUGGAGUUAUAUCAAUUAACCAAUUAUCAGAAAAUAACAAACAAAUAUGGUACAAUACAUCAAUUAUACGAAGUGAAAAUGAAAUUGUUAUAGAGUAUUCUUCUAAUAUAUCAUUAACCAAAAUUAAACUUCCAGCUAAUCAAACAAAUGAUAUUCGUCUUUUUAUUGAAUUAGAUUUAUUAAAUAAAUAUUUUAGUGGAUAUACCUAUUCUAAUAAUAAUGAGAAAAUACAUGAAGUUAAUGUUAAAUUAAAAAGUUUAAAUAUAAAUAAUAAUUUAUCAAAUAUUUAUGUUUCAUUAGGAUCAUUAGACAAUUUUGGAAAUGGUUUUAUUGGUGAAGUUGAUUUUAAAUAUAUUAAAAUUGAUGGAAAAAAAUAUUUUUUACCUAAUAAUAAAAUAUUUAGUGGAGAUAUAGCUAUAGAAGAAAAGUGUACUCAAUUAGAUGAUAUAAAGGACAAAAAAAGUUUAAUUGGGAUAUGUACAUAUAGUGAAAAAAAACAAUGCUUAAAUGGUGGAAUGUGUCAAAUAAAUAAAAAUGGUGACCCUGAAUGUUUAUGUCCAAAUAAUGAUUAUACAGGAAAGUAUUGUCAAUUUGCUCUAGUUCCAAAAACGUGUUCGUACAUACCAUCUUCAGGUAUUCAUAAAAUAGAUGUUGAUGGUAGUGAUAUUGGUGAAAUGGGUUAUGUAAAAUGUGAUAAUGGUACAACUAUUAUAUCACAUAACUUUCCUCCAAAUACAAUAAUAAGAAAUAAAAAUAUAACUCAAAAUUUAUCAUAUGAUAUUAGUUAUAAAUUAAUGUCUUACAUACAAAUUAGAAAUUUAAUACAACGUUCACAGAAAUGCCAACAGAUGGUUACUUAUAGUUGUUAUGGAAACGCUCCUCUUUAUUUCAAAGAAGGUUAUACAUCCUUUGAAAGUAUUUAUUAUGGUGGAUUAAAGCCAUUUUAUAAAUUAAAUGAUAAUAAUGAAUUCCAAUGCAAUUGUAAAAAAAACAAUGAAUGUUUGAAAACAAAUGUUAAUUGUAAUUGUGAUAUCAAUGAUAAUGAAAUAAAAAAUGACACUGGGGUGUUUGUCAAUAGAAUGAAUGUUGGUAUACGAAAAAUUAAUGUGUUUAAUAUACCAUCAAUAAAUGAUAUUCAAAGAGGAUUAGGAUUACUAAAUAUUAGCGAUUUAUCAUGUUAUGGUGAUAUUGGUUAUGAAAAUGAUUUCACUCUUUCUUUUACAACAAAAAAUAGUAUAUUAUUAUUUUAUAGACCAAUUGCCAGGCGUAUUGAAUUUGAGUUUCGAUUAACAACUUCCAAAGACAACUUUAAUAUUAUUGAAAUUAAUGACAAAGAAAUAUUUAUCAAUCUAUUUAUUAGUAAUAAUAAAUUUAUUUUUAAUAUCAAAAAUAGAACAAAAAUUAUAGAAGAAAAAAUGUUAAAUUAUUCAAAAGUUAUUGGUGAUACCUCUUGGAAUCAUGUUAUUUUAGAAUUAAAUCGUCAUGAGUUAAGAAUUUCUAUUGAUGACUCUUAUAUAAUUAUUAGUAAUACAGAUAUAAUACAAAAAGUUGAACAAUUAUUUGGAAAAAAUUUAGAAUUUAAAUUAGAAAAUUUUAUUGGUUGUAUAAGAGCUUUAUAUGUUGAUGAUAUUUUGGUAAAUUUAUCUCAAGAAUUAUUGUUAUCAAAUAAUGAAGGUAUUUAUGUGGGAUGUCGAUUGAUGUGUCAAAAGGAUACAUGUUUACAUGGAUCAAAAUGUAUUGAAAAUAUAAAAGAAAAUACUUAUGAAUGUAAAUGUAAAGAUGAUAAUAUAUAUUAUGGUGAUCAUUGUCAAUUUAGUAUAAAUCAAAAUACAGAUAUAUCAUUUACAAAUCCUUAUGAAUCAUAUAUUGGUUAUGAUAGUAAAAAAUCUCUUAAAAAUAUUAGUUCUAUCUAUCAAAAUAUAACAAUGUCAUUUAAAACUGAUCAAAGAAAAGCUUUACUGAUAUAUGCCAUGGAUGAGGUAAAUAAUUUUAUUCAAAUUCAUCUUUCAGAUGAAUAUAGAAUUAUUCUUUCAAUGAAUUAUGGUAAUAUUUCAAAACAAUGUACUGUUUAUUCAGAUAAAGGAACACAUUUUAAUAAUAUGGAAUGGAAACAAAUUCAAUUAAAACAUUUUAAAAAUAAUGUAACAUUAUUUGUUGAUAAUCAAUCUUGUAGUAUAAUUGGAUCACCUUUAUUAACAAAAACAUAUGUAGUUCUGGAUGAAGCUGAUGAUGAAAUUGUUAUACCUCCUAUUCUUCCUGGACAAAUUAAUAUAUUACCAUAUAAAGUUUUGUAUGUUGGAGGUGUACCAAGAGCUAAGGAAUCUGGAGAUUUAAUUACUUGGUCAACUAUAUAUAAUACAAAAUUACCAUCAAUUUUAGGAUGUAUACGUGGUCUCAAAUUUUCAUCUAAAUUUCUUGAUUUACGAUUCUCUGAUUUAAAAUCUUCAAAUAAAGAGGCUGUAAAAAUGAAAUGUCAGUAUAGUUCAUGUGAUCUCAUAAAUUGUCAAAAUAAAGGAUAUUGUUCAGUUAAAUGGUUUCAACAAGAUCCUAAAGAAACAUUCUGUGACUGUUCCAAAACAAGUUUUUAUGGUCCAACCUGUGAGGACGAUGAUACAAUAAAAUUCUCAAAAUUUGAUCAACAAUUUUCAUUUGAUAUGACAAAAAUAAGAAGAAGGUACGAUUUAUUUGAUAGUAAAACUCAAAGUUUUAAAUUUGCCUUUUCAACAGAUAUGGAUGAAAGCACAAAAUUAAAAAAUCAAGUUUUAUCAUUAAUUCAAAUGGAUGAUGAAACAGAAAACAUAGAAAUAUUACUAGAAACAAAUAAGAAAAUAACUAUAAAUAUUAAUAAUCAAAAGAUACAAUUUAACAAUAAUUUUACUGAUGGAUAUCGUCAUUUCAUUCAAAUGUUAUUUGACCAAAGAAAGCACAAAAUAUGGUUAAUUGUUGAUGAUGAUAAAAAACUUAUAAAUCAAUCCAUAAUAUCAUAUAAUUUGGCUAAAGUUAAAAAAUUUAUUUUUGGUUAUUCUGGUUUAGAUGAUAAAAAUAUUGGUUAUAAUGGUUAUAUAUCAAAUAUUGAUAUAAAUUAUCACAAAUCUAAUCAUUUUCAUUUUAUGCCAUUAAAGUAUUACAAAGAUCCUGGUGAUGAAUAUUAUGAUUGUAUAAAUGUAAAACCAAAUAAUAAUUCUACAUUAUUAAUUAACUAUAAAAGUUCUUUCAAAGUAACUGAAAAACCAUUAAUAAAUAAAAAUAGUGGAGAGUUAGAUUUUCCUAUUUGGGAUGUUCCAUUAAAAGUUAGUUUAAUCAAAGAAUCUCUAAAUAUUUCAACAUUAACUGAUGAACAAAAAGACGAAGAUGGAUUUAAUUAUACAAUUCUUAUUAUUGCUAUAAUAAUUAUUUUUAUUAUCUUAUUAAUCUUUAUUAUCAUUGGUUUAUGUGUUUCUGUAAACAAAGGUCAUCAAAGAAAGUCUGUUCCUAUCUUAAAAAAUUUAAAAAAUUCUCCUACGAAAAGUACUUAUGUACCAAUUGGAGAACAAUUGUCACCAUUAAAUGAUACGACUAUAUCAUACUAUCCAAACAAGGAUGAUUAUACAUUACCGGAACCACAAAUAGAUCCAGAUCCAAUUGAACAAAUACCACCAAUAGAAAAUCAUCCAUAUUUUUAUUCUACCUCCACUCAACUUUAUUUUACUCCUCAGGAAUCGCUGACAUCUAACAUGGAGCUUAUGAAACAAGAUUCAGAAGAAAAUAAUGAUGAUGAUGAUCCAUUAAUAAAAUUAACAGACUAUGAAGAGGGAAGGAAUAGUAUGAUAUAUAUUAACUAA
Molecule: messenger RNA, 4029 nt
Organism: Strongyloides ratti
Lineage: Eukaryota; Metazoa; Nematoda; Chromadorea; Rhabditida; Strongyloididae
Product: Axotactin
Exons: 2
Coding region: 1-4029 (1342 amino acids)
Source: RefSeq, a predicted model, not a curated record